Molecule: messenger RNA, 2256 nt
Organism: Bombus huntii
Lineage: Eukaryota; Metazoa; Arthropoda; Insecta; Hymenoptera; Apidae
Product: tubulin beta chain-like
Exons: 6
Coding region: 748-2091 (447 amino acids)
Biological process (GO): microtubule cytoskeleton organization; mitotic cell cycle
Cellular component (GO): cytoplasm; microtubule
Molecular function (GO): structural constituent of cytoskeleton; GTPase activity; GTP binding
Source: RefSeq, a predicted model, not a curated record
UGAAAAUCGUACCGAAACCGCGUCACCGUUCGAAGACAGUGCAGCCAGAGAGAGACAUCCGGUUACGUUCCAACGCAAUGGCCAUACCAACCGUGAAACAACUGAUUAACCUUCGAUACUACCAUCCCCACUACAGCAACAGGAUCCUGGACCUCGGUGAAUGUCAUUGAUCUGCAAUUACAAAUGGAUGCCGACGACGUUUCAGGAUGUUUCCGUUUUCGGUUUUCACUCCUCUCCUUCUUUUAUUACUCUCGAUCGACAGACCUUUCGCUCGCUUUUUCAUUUUGCAAAAAAAAACACAAUAAAAAGAUUUUUCUCCCUUUGAAAACUUCGUCUUUGCCUGUUUUAUCCCAGCACCACAUAUAUAUGUUUCUUCCUCUCUGUAUUAUUUCUUUCGUAUUUCUGUAUUUUGGGCUCUUGCAGAGAAAGAGGGUAUCGAGAAGGCAGAGGGAGAGAGAUAGAUGAAUACGAAGUCGACGAGACAAACGUCAUCGAUAGACGAUAGACGACGAAAAAUCCAAGGCAACCGCGAAACAAACGACAACUCGUUGAUUACUCUCGUCGACUUUAUGCUUUUUCGUGUUCCUACGUAUCUCCGUGACGAACUCGUGGCUUCGCAGCGAUUUCUCAAUAAUUUUGUAAAAUAUAGAACUUAUAAAAGGGUAGAGGUAAGAGAAAAGCGGAUAGAAACGAUCGGUGGCGAACGAAGAUUGGGUACGAAGAUCGUAGAGGAAGAAGAAUAGAGAAAUGCGUGAAAUCGCUCAUCUCCAAGCUGGCCAAUGCGGCAAUCAGAUAGGGGCUAAGUUUUGGGAAGUGAUCUCCGACGAGCAUGGUAUCGAUCCAACGGGCACUUAUCACGGUGAUUCCGAUCUCCAGCUAGAACGUAUAAACGUUUAUUACAACGAAGCGUCAGGUGGAAAGUAUGUUCCUAGGGCGAUCCUGGUCGAUCUAGAGCCCGGUACCAUGGACGCAGUGCGCUCUGGACCGUUCGGUCAGAUAUUUCGACCGGACAAUUUUGUUUUUGGACAGAGCGGCGCCGGCAAUAAUUGGGCUAAAGGGCACUAUACCGAAGGAGCGGAACUCGUCGAUUCCGUUCUCGACGUUGUACGAAAAGAAGCUGAAAGCUGCGAUUGUCUUCAAGGGUUUCAGUUAACGCAUUCUCUUGGCGGUGGAACGGGCGCUGGAAUGGGCACGUUGCUUAUUUCGAAGAUUCGCGAGGAAUACCCGGACAGAAUUAUGAUGACGUUUAGCGUGGUACCCUCUCCAAAGGUAUCGGACACCGUGGUGGAGCCUUAUAACUGCACUCUAUCCGUGCAUCAGUUGGUUGAAAAUACAGACGAAUCUUACUGUAUCGACAACGAAGCCCUCUAUGAUAUUUGUUUCCGUACUUUAAAGUUAACAACACCAACCUACGGCGACUUGAAUCACCUGGUGAGCGCGACGCUUAGCGGAGUAACCACGUGUUUAAGAUUCCCUGGACAGCUAAACGCUGAUUUGCGUAAACUCGCUGUAAAUAUGGUACCUUUUCCCCGACUGCAUUUCUUUAUUCCUGGCUUCGCGCCUCUAACGUCCAGAGGUUCGCAGCAGUACAGAGCUCUCACGGUACCAGAACUCACGCAACAAAUGUUCGACGCAAAAAAUAUGAUGGCAGCGUGCGAUCCUCGUCAUGGUCGUUACUUGACAGUCGCAGCUGUUUUUCGAGGGAGAAUGUCGAUGAAAGAGGUGGACGAACAAAUGCUCAAUAUCCAGAAUAAGAACAGCAGUUACUUCGUCGAGUGGAUUCCCAGUAACGUUAAGACCGCUGUCUGCGAUAUUCCUCCUCGCGGAUUAAAAAUGUCGGCGACUUUCAUUGGAAACUCGACGGCCAUUCAGGAAUUGUUCAAAAGAGUAUCGGAACAGUUUACGGCGAUGUUCAGGCGGAAAGCUUUCCUGCAUUGGUACACAGGAGAGGGUAUGGAUGAAAUGGAAUUCACCGAAGCUGAGAGCAAUAUGAACGAUUUGGUUUCCGAGUACCAGCAAUAUCAAGAAGCCACCGCCGAGGAAGAGGGCGAGUUUGACGAAGAAGAAGAGGGCGAGGGUGAACACCCGUGAGCUUGAAUUAUCUUUACAAAAAUUAUUCUAGUUGUCGCGGUCGCCGCGGCUAACGCCGCUCCAACAUCUCCAUCGACGGCCAAACAGGAAACUUCCGCCGACUCCAUCCCCCUACCAACCCCUACACCGGCUCCAGCACCGGCUCUAGCACCGGCUCUAGCUUCG